AUGAGUUCCAAAGAAGAGAAAGAUGAUGACAAAGAACGCCGGAGUCGCAAAUCCAGGGACCGCCAUGAUGAGGAUGCCAAGGCCAAGGAAAGAGCACGAAGACGAAGCACAAAGAGUCAUAGUCAUAGGAGCGACCGUCGCAGUCAAGAGGAUCGGGAAGCCAAAGACAGAGCCCGCCGUGGGACUUCUUCUUCGUCAUCUCGGCCAGGCGUUUCGCAUGAAAGAAACUCUUCCGAUCGGGCUCGCAAAAAGUCUUCCAACGGAAGUGGGAGAUCGCGUAGUGACAGGUCAUCUCGUCGUACCGGUACUGGAAGUAGAAGAGGAGAUGAGAAAAAAGGUUAUCACAACCGAGGGGCAUCUACUCCUGGAGCGCAGGCUGAGCGGAGCAGUCGAGACAGAGCAACUCGCAAAGAGGCACGAAACAGAAACAAACACAAAAUUGAGGUGGGCAGUGUAAUUGCACCAAGCGGAGACGAAGGUUACGCUGUACAUGCCAGCAUUGUGGAGGAGAAUGACGUCGUUGAUGAAGAUCGAAAAAGGGCAGAGGAAGAAGCAAAACGACUACGGGAAGAAGAACGACGACGUGAAGAAAGGGAGCGCGAGGAAUUGGAGGAAGAACAACGUCAGGAACAGGAGCGUGAGAAUAUGGUGCUCGAGGACAAGAACAAGAAGAAGAAGCGGCGCAAUUUGGUGAUUCUUAUAGCUCUAUUGGUUUUGAUUGGAGGUGGACUCGGAGCUUACUUUGGCAUUCAAGGUAGUUCAAGCAACGGCGCCGCUACUCAAAAUCGUCCUGAAGAUACCGCCUCUGAAUCCCCGUCGCAGUUUGCUUUCAAGUACCCUCCACCAGAACUGGAAGAUUGUCAACGCCUGAUUAACAGGGAUCCUCCAGUGGACGAGGAAGACACUCUGGAGAAUCGAGAGUUUGAGGUCAAUUUCGAUCUCGGCUUAUCAAGUGUCGACACCGAUACAACUUCUGUAUUGCCAGAGGUGGAACAAAAGAUAGCCGAAUGGUUGCUCCCUCCACUUGUGGGAUGCGAUCUUCAGCGUCGUUUGGGUGGGAAGAGACCCGAAUCAAAAAAGAUUCGGGGUGACGCAGUAGGCCGUUGGUUGCAAUCAUCAGAGGAUCCUCUCCGGUACCUGAUCGCUGAUGUGUUGGACAUCAGUGCAGUCGACCAAGACGAGGAAUGCUCUACUACCUCUGACACUUCCAACUGCAGCUUAGUGACAUUGAGAAUGAAUGUGGUACUUCGUGGUAACGAGCUGAACUUGGAAGUGUUGAGACUGCUCUCUCAUUUCUUCCCCGAAGGCCAAAAUCUCAAAGUUGAGAUUGGCUUGUCGGAUGACAUUGACAUCUUCACCGCAAGAGGUGCCCGUGCCACUGGACCUACCAAAGCUCCAAGUGUAAUGCCUUCUUUGGAGCCAAGCAUUUCUCCCUCUGGCUUUGCAAUCAAGGAACCAACUAUUCCGAUUCCUGCCUCGGCCAAUCCUAGUGCCCUGGCACUGGCCCCUGAACCUACCAAGGAACCCUCAGAAUCACCCAGCAAGACACCUUCCGCAACGCCAUCGAGUGUCCCGACUCCAAUCCCGCAGCCAACAUUAGCCCCAGCUCCGGGAGCAACCUCAAUCCCAACAAAGGUAGCCUCUGGUGCCCCGUCCCAGAUUCCGAGCCAGACGCCUUCGUCUACACCAACAGUUGCUCCUGUGGUCGGAAUCACGCCAUCUCCAUCCGCAACACCGUCGACGUCAGAACCUACAGAUCCACCGACAGACACACCAACAGACAUGCCAACAGCCGAACCAACAGACCUACCGACAUUCGGACCAACCGUCUCAUCGACAUUCGGACCAACAGUCUCACCAACGGACAUACCAACAGUCUCACCAACGGACAUACCAACAGUCUCACCAACUGACGUACCAACAGUCUCACCAACUGACAUACCAACAGCCUCACCAACUGACAUACCAACAGCCUCACCAACAGCCGGAGAAACAUUCGGGGGAACAUACUCAGGAACAUAUGGAGGCACCUUCACAGAGACAUUUGGAUUCUGA
Cylindrotheca closterium is the source of this 2055-nucleotide messenger RNA. The record is from the annotation of a GenBank genome assembly. NCBI's taxonomy places the organism in Eukaryota, Bacillariophyta, Bacillariophyceae, Bacillariales, Bacillariaceae.